Molecule: messenger RNA, 1932 nt
Organism: Sorghum bicolor (sorghum)
Lineage: Eukaryota; Viridiplantae; Streptophyta; Magnoliopsida; Poales; Poaceae
Product: UDP-glycosyltransferase 88B1
Exons: 1
Coding region: 227-1669 (480 amino acids)
Molecular function (GO): UDP-glycosyltransferase activity
Source: RefSeq, a predicted model, not a curated record
AAAGAAAACAGUAGGCAGUCAAACCAUGAAACCAACCGUGGAAUCCCCCGAAGAAAAAGCCUCGCGCGUGGGUUAAAAAAAAAAAAGCCUCGCGCGUGUAUAAAAGCGUCACGACAGUGCCUGUGCGGCUGUGCCUCCAUUACUUCUCACAGCAGAAACGUGUCCGCCACUCGCCCACUCCACUACUAGCCAUCGCAAGCAUUCUCCUUCGGUGGGGGUGGGGGAAAUGGAGGCCGCCGCCGCCGCGACGGGGCUCGCCCAGAGACCGGUUGUGCUGUACCCGUCGCCAGGGAUGGGCCACCUGGUCUCCAUGAUCGAGCUUGGCAAGAUCCUCGGCGCGCGGGGGCUGCCCGUCACAAUCGUCGUCGUCGAGCCGCCCUACAACACGGGCGCCACGGGGCCUUUCCUCGCCGGCGUCUCCGCGGCCAACCCGUCCAUCUCCUUCCACCGCCUGCCCAAGGUCGAGCGCCUCCCUCCCAUCAAGUCCAAGCACCACGAGGCGCUCACCUUCGAGCUCGUCCGCAUCUCCAACCCGCACUUCCGCGAGUUCCUGGCCGCCGCGUCCCCGGCCGUGCUCGUGCUCGACUUCUUCUGCAGCAUCGCGCUGGACGUGGCGGAGGAACUCCGUGUGCCCGCCUACUUCUUCUUCACCUCGGGCGCCGGGGUCCUGGCCUUCUUCCUGUACCUCCCGGUGCUCCACGAGCGGACCACGGCGAGCUUCCAGGACAUGGGGGAGGAGCCCGUUCACGUGCCGGGCAUCCCGCCGUUCCCGGCGACGCACUCCAUCCUGCCCAUCAUGGAGCGCGACGACGCGGCCUACGACGGCUUCCUAAAGAGCUUCAAGGACCUCUGCCGCUCCCAUGGCGUCAUCGUCAACACGCUCCGCUUGCUGGAGCAGCGCGCCGUCGAGACCGUGGCCGCGGGGCACUGCACGCCGCCCGGCCUCCCGACGCCGCCCGUCUACUGCAUCGGGCCGCUCAUCAAGUCGGUGGAGGUGGUGGGCAAGCGCGGCGAGGAGUGCCUGGCGUGGCUGGACGCGCAGCCCAGUGGCAGCGUGGUGUUCCUCUGCUUCGGCAGCCUCGGCCGGUUCAGCGCGGAGCAGAUCAGGGAGGUGGCGGCCGGCCUGGAAGCCAGCGGGCAGCGGUUCCUGUGGGUGGUCCGGGCGCCGCCCAGCGACGACCCGGCGAAGAAGUUCGCGAAGCCGCCGGAGCCGGACCUGGACGCGCUCCUCCCGGAGGGGUUCCUGGCCCGGACCAAGGGCAGGGGCCUCGUCGUCAGGUCGUGGGCGCCGCAGCGGGACGUGCUGGGGCACGCGUCCGUGGGCGGCUUCGUCACGCACUGCGGCUGGAACUCGGUCCUGGAGGCGGUGAUGGCGGGCGUGCCGAUGCUGGCGUGGCCGCUCUACGCGGAGCAGCGGCUCAACCGGGUGUUCCUGGAGAAGGAGAUGCGGCUGGCCGUGGCCGUGGAAGGGUACGACACCGACACGGGCCUCGUGGCGGCCGAGGAGGUUGCUGCCAAGGUGCGAUGGCUCAUGGACUCCGAGGGCGGGAGGAGGCUCCGGGAGCGCACGCUGGAGGCCAUGCGCCAGGCCAAGGACGCGCUGCGCGAGGGCGGCGAGUCGGAGACCACGCUGGCCGGGCUGGUGGACGAGUGGAAAAAACGCACUUGACGUCCUGGUUGGUUGUUGUUGGAAGGGACGGCGGACGUUGGCGCACACUUGUCCACUGGGAGAAAGUGGGCCAGCCGCCAUUGGUCAUUAUCUAUGGGUCUGCGGGACUGGGUGUCCUAUUUUUUCCCCAUGUGUGUUUUGGAAAUUGGGUAAAAUAUUGUAGCAGCAUUUUUGUUUUUAAGAGUACUGGCCAAUAUAUCCGCGCACAUACAAUUUUUACAUGACGUCCGUGAAUCCAAUAAUAAUAAGCUAGCUAUUUUCUA